Gilbertella persicaria is the source of this 811-nucleotide messenger RNA. RefSeq lists its product as uncharacterized. The transcript has a single exon. Lineage: Eukaryota; Fungi; Mucoromycota; Mucoromycetes; Mucorales; Choanephoraceae. The record is from RefSeq and is a predicted model, not a curated record. The coding region runs from base 222 to 446 and encodes 74 amino acids.
GGAAAUUCAAUUUUCUGCGCACUCGAGAUUAUGUUGAUCCAAUCCAUUCAGGCUGUUUGGUGAAGCAUAAACCAAGAAUAUUCCAGCUCUUCGUUAUUGAAUGACCGCUACUUUAGAUAUGUGUUCAUAGAAAUUACGUUGUACUAAGUAAAUUAGGCUCGAAGAGAUAGGCUCUACCGAGAUUUACUGGUUAUUAGCUUACGCAUAAAAAGUAUUGUGUUAUGCCUAAAAAAGUGACUGGUUCCUAUACUUUUUUGAGCUACCUUACUCUGUUUCGUCUUUAUUUUGCUUUAUCAUUAAAAGAGAUAAUUUUUUCCCGCUUUUUUUUUCGAGCUAAUAAAAAGAAAAUGAGGUACACAAAACAAAAUUACGUUGUACUUGUAUGUUCCUUCUCUUCCCUUUUUUUUGAUAUCGUGGCAAAUCGAAUAACGUUUAACCAAAUUUGAUUAUUUCAUUCAAAUGGUCGAAUCCACUAGAACACUUUGUGAAAAUUGAACUGAGUUUAUUAGUUAGCCACAAUAAGCUAUUUGUAUACAAGUUAUAAUCAGGAUUUGUAAUGCGAUAUACACAUAUGUAUGUACACAUGUGUAUGUGCACACACGUAUCUAAGCCUACACGUUUUACAAUAGAAAAUUUUCAUUAUUAUGAUCAUUGUUCAUCAAGCACUGCUUUAAAUAGGAUUGAAGAGGAGCUUCUUUUUGAAUAUAUUGGCGGUUUUGUAAUCUUACUUGGCAUCGUCUACAGUAUUUUCGGAAAGUAUUCGUGCACUAAUAAUUUUUCGUUUCGUGCAAUAAAAAUAAAUAAAUCGUGC